GAGUUAAAUUAGGAAAAUUUGUGAGGGCGAACGAGAGAGAGCGAGAGAGGCAGGGAAAAGAACAGGAUUGGAGUCAGUGAGAGUUGUGGUUGCUCCAUGGCAACCCUUACCCCUUUCCUCUCAUCCUCUUCUCCUUCUCUUUUUCUUCGCCCUCGUUCUCCUUCUCCUUCCUCUCUAUGCUUCCCUCUCCGCCACUGCACUCCCACACUUACUUCCACAAAACUACACCCUCUCGUCCUUGCUUCUCACGACCUCAGCUCCUAUGCCCGCUCUCCUCGAAUUCAAUCCUUCAAGAAAUCGAUUCUCUCUACUUUAGUACACGAGAUAGAACCAUUGGAUGUAAGCCUCAUUCAGAAAGAUGUUCCAUCAGCUACUGUCGAUGCUAUGAAAAGAACCAUUUCGGGCAUGUUGGGCUUACUUCCAUCCGACCAAUUUCAAGUUCUUAUUGAGUCUUUGUGGGAGCCUCUUUCCAAGCUGUUGGUUUCUUCUAUGAUGACUGGGUAUACUUUACGAAAUGCAGAAUAUAGACUUUGCCUGGAAAAAAAUAUGGAUGAUUAUAAAGAAAACCUUGAAAACCAAAAGCUUAAAAGUUGUAGGUUUGAUGUGCAAGGAAUGUUGCUUGAAAGUGCUAAUAUAAUCAAAUUAGCAGGAAAAGAUGAGCUCACGUCCAAAUCUGACGAAAUCCCUGUAGAACCAUCUGAGAAUCUGGAAAUUCAAGAUGUUGGCGAUAUGUCCCCUGAAGCUCAAGAAUAUGUUCGUCAGUUGCAGUCUCACUUAUCGUCAGUUAAAAAGGAACUCCACAAAGUUAAGAGGAGAAGUGCUGCUCUUCAGAUGCAACAAUUUGUUGGGGAAGAAAAGAAUGAUUUAUUGGAUUAUUUAAGAUCACUACAACCAGAAAAGGUGGCAGAGUUGUCGGAACCUACAUCCCCUGAAUUGAAAGAAACAAUCUACUCUGUUGUGCAUGGUCUUCUUGCAACCCUUUCUCCUAGAAUGCAUUCCAAGGUGCCUCCGCUCUUAGAUAAUACCUCAACCGGAACAGAACAUGUCGAGAACGGAGAUUGUGCUGAAAUUGUGGGAAAUACUUCCAUUCAAUUUCAGCCUCUUAUUUCAUUAACCCGGGACUAUCUGGCACGACUCUUGUUCUGGUGCAUGCUGUUGGGACAUUACCUCAGGGGACUUGAGUAUCGAAUGCAACUAAUGGAACUUUUAUCCCUUACAAACGACUCUGAAAAUGAUGGAGUUCAGGCUGCUUAAAGUUUUGGCGUUGCUUCAUUUCAUGUGUAUAUACAUAGUUUAUGUUUCUCCCUACCCAAUAAUACAUGCAAAAAAAUAUAUAUUUUUAAGUGAGGUAAGCCAAUAUGCUCUCUACCAUUUAUGUUUUAUUUCGCCUAAAAUAAUAAACGAUGGUCCAGAUUUCAUUUUUGCAAUAUAUAAUUCUUAUUGAAUUACAAA
Humulus lupulus (European hop) is the source of this 1452-nucleotide messenger RNA. RefSeq lists its product as uncharacterized. The record is from RefSeq and is a predicted model, not a curated record. The transcript is spliced from 6 exons. NCBI's taxonomy places the organism in Eukaryota, Viridiplantae, Streptophyta, Magnoliopsida, Rosales, Cannabaceae. The coding region runs from base 97 to 1254 and encodes 385 amino acids.